UCUGUUAGCCAGAGUCAAGUUGUCAGUUAACGUUUGUCCCUCGAUGAUCCUUCUCGCUUUCUUGUACCAGCUUCGACGGGAGCAAUAACAAUAAUUCGAAUCGCGCAACCGUUCCAAGCUAGACUUCUGUUUAAUAUUUUGAAAUAGCCUCUGUUUGGAAUGUGCGUACAAGUGACAGGACACUAGAAAUAAUUCCCAAACGAAGAGAACAAUAUUUAAUUUAAUAAAAUUUAAUUUUGCAAUAUUGAGGAAGAAAAAGAGCAUUAGGAAGAGGAUUCGAUCGCGUGUCGUGUAUGAAAUAUUAGCGAAUACAAUCGUAGUUCGGUGGAUCGUUUGUUUUGGUGCCAAGAGGAGACCGAGUAUGAAAAUAAGCUGCACGUAAACAUUUAAACUGUCUCGCUCGUCGACUGAAAAGUUUCUUUCUCGUUCAACGAAAGCAAGUAGCGAAGAAAAAUGGAAAGUGACGUUAGUCAGUUGGAAAAGAAACGCGUGAUGAAAACAAGAAGAGCAACCACCUUGGCGGAGUGCUCCCAAAUAGUCGAAGUGCAUUGCACCGCAAGGUGCAAUAGGGACGCCUUCAGAAGGCUUUUCAUGGACCAAACGUUGCUGGAAAAAUUAUUUUUGCUAUUCGACCAGUAUGAAGAGGGGCUAUUGAAGCAAGAUGUGUGGUUCGAAUUUGUGAAAAGUAGAUUAACAAAUGAAAGCCAAAAUGAUUUCAUCGCGGAAAUCGAUAGUGUCGUGUACAGUGUGUGCGGCGAUGAUCCUGUAAGUCUCACGAACUUCCAACACGUAUUUUCCUCUAAAGAGGUCGUAGACAGAUUAUUUCGAGUAAUCGACGAAGACAAUGUGGGAUACGUAAUGUCUUCUCAAAUUAUGAGAUUCAUCACCAACAUCACCGACAGAAGACCACGAUCUGGCUUCGACACCAGCAGUCUGGAAUGGUUGGAGAAAUUGUUUAAGCAAACGGUGGGUAACGAGAAAGAAAUAAGGCGUGAAGAGUUUAACAAGAUCGUCACUUCGAAAAACCCAUUCUUCACAGACAGAGCCUUCCAAAUAUUCGAUAAAGACAAUUCGGGAGCCAUAUCUCUGCAGGAAUUUCUGGAUACGAUGCAUCAAUUCGCAGGGAAAAGUCCUGACGACAAAAUCAGCUUUCUGUUUAAAGUCUACGACAUAGACGGUGAUGGAUCGAUACAACUUUUCGAAUUGGAGCACGUGAUGAGAGCUUGCAUGGAGGAGAAUGGUAUGGAAUUCAGCGAUGAACAAAUCAAGGAUCUGACGAUCGCGUUGUUCGAGGAUGCUGAUCAAGACAAACGAGGCUCCAUUACUUACGAGGCUCUGAAAAAUCAAUUAGAGAAACACGAAGGACUGCUAGAGAACCUCACGAUAAGUAUCGACCGAUGGCUGGUACCACCGAAACCGAAAGCAAAACGGAAAUCGCUGUUGGGUUUCUUCGCGUCGUUGCGCCCUUACCAAUUGACGAGGCCGUACAUGAAGAACAAUUACGUUUACAUCGCUUUUAUCUCUGUCUUUAUUUUGAUUAAUGUAACUUUAUUCGUGGCGAGACUUUACGAAUACAGACGAUCCAACGGGUACGUCAUGGUUGCUCGUGCUUGCGGUCAGUGUCUGAAUUUCAACUGCAGCUUCAUCCUAAUCCUCAUGCUGCGCCAGUGUAUCACCUUCCUACGAAGUCAUGGUUUCAUUUAUGUGCUGCCAUUGGAUCAACACAUUUACCUUCACAAGAUAACUGGAGUUCUGAUCGGUGUCUUCGGUAUAGUCCACACGUUGAUGCAUCUUUUAAAUUUUGGCACAGUCGUGGUAUACGACCCCAUAUUAAAUUCCAACAAGUACACUAUAUAUGAAUGGCUGUUCACGGAUCGUCCAGGUCUGUUCGGUCUUGUAAAAGGUUGGGCGAACCCAACGGGAUUCAUCCUUGUCCUCAUCCUUGCUAUAAUGACGAUAUGCUCGAUGCCUUUUGUUCGCCGUGGCGGAUGCUUCGAGAUAUUUUACUGGUCACACUUGCUGUACAUACCAUUCUGGAUAUUGACGAUACUUCACGGGCCGAAUUUUUGGAAAUGGUUUAUAGCGCCAGGUGCGAUAUAUCUUGCUGAGAGAAUUAGGCGAAUCGCCUGGUCCCGUUCACAGCUUGGAAAAACUUACAUCAGCUCUGGCCUCUUGCUGCCCUCGAAAGUGACGCAUUUGGUCAUCAAACGACCUGUUCAUUUUGAUUUUCGUCCUGGUGACUAUGUUUUCGUCAACGUUCCCGCUAUUGCUCGCUAUGAAUGGCACCCUUUCACCAUCAGCAGCGCCCCAGAACAGGAAGACUACAUAUGGCUUCACAUUCGCGCAGUUGGGGAGUGGACCAACAGACUUUAUUCCUAUUUCGAGAAGGAACAAAUGAAACUUCAUGAAGGCAAUGCGUAUCCAAUCGCAGAGUCAACUGACAUAAUUAGUCCUGGGAAAAUGUCAUUCCUUAAUAAAAAUCAGGAUUUAACAGUUACUUCGAUAAUGUCUUCGUCGUCUUCGGAAACAGACAAUUGCGGUCUUGAUAAUCCUACCUUUAUUCCUGAUAAUGACAACAUAGUAUCAUCGACGCAAAAUAUAAACGGCGUGGGGGAUAAUAAUAAAGUUCCAAAGGACCGAAAACUGCAUAGCCUGCUGCUGGGUAGCAAAAUACGGCUGGAGAAGUCCAUCUCAGUACCUGAUAUACAAACGAGAAAGAAGAAGAAGGAAAGACUCCUUGCACUUCGAGAUUAUAUGAGAUCCGAAUCGGAGAGAAACUUCGACGAGUACCAAAUGCGCAGUGCGCGUCUGAAGUCUUUGGAAAAGGCUUACUCGAGUCCACAGCAUAAGAAAUUGGCAGAAAAUUUUCGAUACUUGAGAACCAAACCUACCUUGAUUGCUUUCAAGACACCGAGCUUAGAGAACUGGGACUGUGAAGCAAAAACACGCAGAGAAACUGUCUCGCGAACAAGCGUAAACGAUCGCAGAAGUAUGUCGCCCAGUGUAGUCGCGAUACAAAUCACUGAAGAAGGAGACAAAACGCGGUCGAAAUUGGAAGAAACGUCAAAGGAAAACAGGAACGAUAACGGUCUUGACGUUCUUUCCCGCCCACCCAUCAAUUAUGCUGUUGGAAAACCAUUAAAGAUUUUCUUGAAUGGGCCAUACGGAGCUCCCUCGAGUCAUAUAUUCCAAGCACACCACGCAGUUCUAAUCGCGACCGGAAUCGGAGUUACGCCUUUUGCUUCGAUACUGCAAUCCAUCAUGCACCGUUAUUGGAAGGCAAGGCACACCUGCCCAAAAUGCGAAUUCUCAUGGGCUAGCGAGAUCCCAUCCACUGUCAUGCAUCUAAGGAAGGUAGACUUUUUCUGGAUAAACAGAGAUCAGAGAUCCUUCGAAUGGUUCGUAAACUUGCUGUCUCAGUUGGAAAUGGAGCAAGCAGAACUCGGUGAUGCCAUGGAACAUUUUCUUGAGAUGCAUAUGUAUAUUACCAGUGCUCUACAGAAAAAUGACAUGAAGGCUGUUGGUCUGCAACUAGCUAUGGAUUUAGUUCAUCAAACGGAGAAACGAGAUCUUAUAACUGGUUUAAAAACAAGGACAAACGCUGGUCGACCAAACUGGGACAAGGUUUUCAAGCAGAUCCAAGACAAGAAAAAGGGUAAAGUGACAGUAUUCUAUUGCGGGCCCCCGCAAUUGGCGAAAGUCUUACGUCUCAAAUGCGAUCAAUUUGGUUUUAAUUUCAAGAAAGAAUCUUUCUGAAAUUUCGAGGAGAAAUAUAAUAUCGUUAUGUUUGUCAUACCAUAUUUUUCUCGACUGUUACACAAAUUGAAAUCAACGGCACACGUAUCCUGUUUACACGUUUUAUGUAAAAUUUUAAUGUUACGACAAUUAUAGGUUAUUAUAUUGUUUGGC
Molecule: messenger RNA, 3909 nt
Organism: Hylaeus anthracinus
Lineage: Eukaryota; Metazoa; Arthropoda; Insecta; Hymenoptera; Colletidae
Gene: Nox
Product: NADPH oxidase 5
Exons: 19
Coding region: 454-3756 (1100 amino acids)
Biological process (GO): superoxide anion generation; defense response
Cellular component (GO): plasma membrane; NADPH oxidase complex
Molecular function (GO): superoxide-generating NAD(P)H oxidase activity; calcium ion binding
Source: RefSeq, a predicted model, not a curated record